AUGUCUAAUGACUCCAAUGGAAUAAGUAAAUCAUUCUCCAAAACUUUCAAACCAUCAUCAAAAGAAGAAUUCAACUUUCAUCUAAUUCAAUUUAAUGAGAAACAAAUACUAAAUAUAUCAAUUGAUGGUAUACUAGAUACAACUUUCAAAUUACCAAUAUCUACAAAAAGAUCAAUCAACUAUGAAUCAAUGAUGGAUUUAAACGAAAAUGAUGUUGAUAAUGAAGAAAUAAAUGAAGAUAGAUAUUUACCAGAACCUCAAUUAUUAGUUGGAGAUUAUUCAAAUUUAAAAAUCUCAAUUAUUGCUAGUCAAAUUGGGAAAAUCAUUUCAUUAAAUCAUCCAAAAGAAACUAUUUUAUCCAUUGGUUCCAAAUGGUUUGGUAAAGGUGAUGAGAUUAAUGAUGAUGAUUUUGAGAAAUUGGGAUUCAUACUUGAAAACGUAAAGAAAUUAUUUUAG
Lodderomyces jiufengensis is the source of this 456-nucleotide messenger RNA. RefSeq lists its product as uncharacterized. Lineage: Eukaryota; Fungi; Ascomycota; Pichiomycetes; Serinales; Debaryomycetaceae. The coding region runs from base 1 to 456 and encodes 151 amino acids. The record is from RefSeq and is a predicted model, not a curated record. The transcript has a single exon.